AUGAUCUCGGUGUCGAAGCGAUGGACCGCGUCAAAGGCAGUGCUGGCUGCAGCUUGGGCCCUGGUGGCAGCCGUCGCGGGCGUCCCGACGGUCGAUGCCAUGUACUCGUCCUCCAGCGACGUUGUCCAGGUGGACGACAAGAGCUUCAAGGAAACCGUCCUCAAGUCGGACGGGGUCUGGCUCGUUGAGUUCUAUGCGCCGUGGUGCGGACACUGCAAGAGCCUCAAGUCGGACUGGGAAAAGUCGGCGAGCGCGCUAAAGGGCGUGGUCGGUGUUGCGGCUGUUGAUGCCACGGAAUCGAAGGGGCUAGCCUCCAAGUACGGGAUUAAGGGUCCGAAAGAGGGGCCCUGGGCGCCGCGGUGGGUUUGGGGGAACCCGCAAGGGCCGAGGUCCGCGGGCCUCAGCGCGACAGGGUCUCGGGUGAGACAGAAGCCGCCGGAGCCCGCGGCGUUGAGGCUAGCGUCGAUGAUGUCCCUCCUGCCGGGAGUCCACGGAAGCGGGAUUUCUGAGGGGUCGGAGAGCGGGGCCAUGGGCGCGGUGGUGGCUGUGGUGGAUCCGGCAAGGGCGGAGGGCAUUCUGAGGGCAAUCAAGACUCGAGGAAAGGUCGCCACCGGAGUUGCGUGGGGAGGGAUGGUGACAACGGCGGGAGGGGGGAGCGGGGUCGUCCGCCUCGUGUAG
This is a messenger RNA of Ectocarpus siliculosus, 678 nucleotides long. The record is from the annotation of a GenBank genome assembly. NCBI's taxonomy places the organism in Eukaryota, Phaeophyceae, Ectocarpales, Ectocarpaceae.